Molecule: messenger RNA, 932 nt
Organism: Sinocyclocheilus grahami
Lineage: Eukaryota; Metazoa; Chordata; Actinopteri; Cypriniformes; Cyprinidae
Product: phosphatase and actin regulator 1-like
Exons: 7
Coding region: 1-864 (287 amino acids)
Biological process (GO): stress fiber assembly; cell motility
Molecular function (GO): actin binding
Source: RefSeq, a predicted model, not a curated record
AUGACUUCUGGUGGCUUUGUUCCUGCUGAACGCCAUGAAGAGAAAACAGAGGAGCUGGAGAACCUGGCCUCCGUUCACGCCGAGGCGCUGGUGUCCGGAUCACACUGCAGGAGCAGGCUCGCCUCUCUGGGACGCCUCUUCAAACCCUGGAAGUGGAGGAAGAAGCAGAGCGAGACGUUCAAGCAGAGGUCGACCGCAGAGGAGCUGGAGAACCUGGCCUCCGUUCACGCCGAGGCGCUGGUGUCCGGAUCACACUGCAGGAGCAGGCUCGCCUCUCUGGGACGCCUCUUCAAACCCUGGAAGUGGAGGAAGAAGCAGAGCGAGACGUUCAAGCAGAGGUCGACCGGCUCUACAGCAGAGGAGCUGGAGAACCUGGCCUCCGUUCACGCCGAGGCGCUGGUGUCCGGAUCACACUGCAGGAGCAGGCUCGCCUCUCUGGGACGCCUCUUCAAACCCUGGAAGUGGAGGAAGAAGCAGAGCGAGACGUUCAAGCAGAGGUCGACCGCUCUGGAGAGGAAGAUGUCGGUGCGUCAGAGCCGAGAGGAGCUGAUCAAGAGAGGAGUGCUGAAGGAGAUCUUUGAGAAAGACUCCAGAAUCACGGCUGUGACGCCGGCGGGCCGGAUGCAGAACGGACUGCUCUCAGACUGUGAGCGGACCACGGAGGACAGACAGAGCUCCGCCGCCCUUGACUUCCGCAUGUCUCUGGACGGAGGAGUAUGUGCUCAGGACAACACACUCAAGUCGCUCACGCUUCCUCCCAAGAAAACCGUCACCUUCCCCAGUGACCUUCAGGAGCCGCCCGCCAAACCUCAGCUCAUCCACAAACAGCCUCCCGCCCUGCCGCCCAAACCCUUAAAACAGUGAGGAAGAACAACACUUUUCUGCAGUGAAGGUUCAGUUAUUAACAUAUUCUAGUGUUUGGGAGCAGAAAU